Molecule: messenger RNA, 1810 nt
Organism: Boleophthalmus pectinirostris (great blue-spotted mudskipper)
Lineage: Eukaryota; Metazoa; Chordata; Actinopteri; Gobiiformes; Gobiidae
Gene: upp2
Product: uridine phosphorylase 2
Exons: 7
Coding region: 97-1038 (313 amino acids)
Biological process (GO): uridine catabolic process; nucleotide catabolic process
Cellular component (GO): cytoplasm; cytosol
Molecular function (GO): uridine phosphorylase activity
Source: RefSeq, a predicted model, not a curated record
CAUAGGGACACAGCUCGUAUUCGGAUAACUGCGGCAACUCAGAAAAGACUUUUACUGCAAAUCUUUUGAGCAUUUAUUGUGGAAUUUUCAACCACCAUGGCUCCGAUUCUGCUGAACUGUAUGGGGAAUGAGCACGAGGACUAUAUCAAGCAACCAGUCCAUGUGAAAAAUCCAAAUCUUUUUACGAUGGAGGAAGAUAUUCUCUACCAUUUUAGCCUGAGCACCAAAACUCACAAUCUUCCGGAAAUGUUUGGAGAUAUAAAGUUUGUGUGCGUUGGUGGGAGUGCAAACCGAAUGAAGGCCUUCGCACAAUUUAUCCACCAAGAACUUUCUCUGCCCGGAAACCCCGACGACAUCCAAGACAUCUGUGAAGGAACGGACCGCUACUGCAUGUACAAAGUUGGGCCAGUUCUUUCUAUAAGUCACGGAAUGGGGGUCCCAUCUAUCUCCAUUAUGUUGCAUGAGCUGAUCAAACUCCUGCACCAUGCCCAGUGCAGAGACGUGGUGCUUUUCCGUCUUGGUACUUCAGGAGGAGUUGGUCUUCCAGCGGGCACAGUGGUCGUCACGGAUAAGGCUGUGGACUACUCCUUCCAGGCCAAGUUCGAGCAGGUGGUUCUGGGUAAAGUCAUCACCAGGAGCACAGAGUUGGAUGAGGGAGUGUCCAAUGAGCUGCUCCAAUACUCCACCGAGAUCCCCAACCUGCCCACGGUCAUCGGAAACACCAUGUGCACCCACGACUUUUACGAAGGUCAGGGCAGACUAGAUGGCGCUCUCUGCUCUUUCUCCCAUGAAGAAAAACUGGAAUACCUGAGAAAAGCAUACGAGGCCGGAGUGAGGAACAUCGAGAUGGAAUCCACAGUUUUCGCUGCGAUGUGCCGAGUCUGUGGUCUCAAAGCGGCCGUCAUUUGCGUGACGUUGUUGAACCGUUUUGAAGGAGACCAGAUCACAUCUCCUCAUGACGUUCUUGUGGAGUAUCAGCAGAGACCACAGAUUCUAGUCUCCUACUUCAUCAAGAAACGACUUGGACUGGUCGCCUAAUUUAUUCUCUUUCUGAAUUGUGAAUAUGUAAAUAAAAGGUACUCAGUUUUUCUAUAUAUAGUCCACACUUAUUUAAACGUUUGUUAGAUCACUUGUAUAUCUGUAUGUAUUGCUCUUCACUUUGUAUAUAGUUUGUUACAAUAAACAUCGGUGCUACUGUACAGAAGUGAUCAGUCGUUUAAUCAUAUUAAAUGUGUUUUGUGCUUUUGAAUUGCUCUAUGAAAAGUAAAUAAAGUUUAAACUACAGGGAAAUGUCUGUCAAGCUGUACACUCGUGGUUAAAUAACAUAAGACUAUUACUUUGUUUGGUGGGAUCGUCUCUGUUAUCGAUGCACAAUCAUGGGCUGGAUUUGCUGGAUCAGGUAUCGGUUCCAUGAUAUCGGUUCAGACCCUUGAUUGAAAAAUUAGAUUAUUUACUGACUUAUACAGGCCCUCAUAAUGUUUGAACUUUUAUUCAUACAGAGUUGUUCAGUAGUUGGAAAAUAACUACUUCCAAAAUAUAUCUAAUUGUGUUAUGUAACUGUAAUACUGGAUAUCGGUCAAAAUCAAUCUAAAAUGCGAAGAAAAUGUGCACACUGUUUAAACCUUCAUUUAAGAAAAUACAGGCGUUGUCUAAUUUAUAUAAUCGUUUUUAUUUGACAAAUAAAUACAUAUGACAAGCUUUGGCCCUUGUCUACUAGAUGGUUUCUAAUGCAGUGUCUCACAAACUUUUUUUUUCUGGGGACCCAUAUUUUAAAAGUCACAAACCUUUAUGACCCAAGUCAAUAGACAUU